This is a messenger RNA of Hippopotamus amphibius kiboko, 2084 nucleotides long. RefSeq names its product tropomyosin 1 (gene TPM1). The record is from RefSeq and is a predicted model, not a curated record. Bases 90 to 935 code for a protein of 281 amino acids. Gene Ontology annotation, molecular function: actin filament binding. Lineage: Eukaryota; Metazoa; Chordata; Mammalia; Artiodactyla; Hippopotamidae. Gene Ontology annotation, biological process: actin filament organization; cardiac muscle contraction. Gene Ontology annotation, cellular component: actin filament. The transcript has 9 exons.
CUCUGCGCUCGCACUCCGGCCCGGCCGCCCCACCGCGCGCUCGCCUCCCCGCUCCCGCCGCAGCCCCAGGGCCCCCCGCCGCCGCCACCAUGGACGCCAUCAAGAAGAAGAUGCAAAUGCUCAAGCUCGACAAGGAGAACGCCUUGGACCGAGCGGAGCAGGCGGAGGCCGAUAAGAAGGCGGCGGAGGACAGGAGCAAGCAGCUGGAGGAGGACAUAGCGGCCAAGGAGAAGCUGCUGCGGGUGUCGGAGGACGAGCGGGACCGGGUGCUGGAGGAGCUGCACAAGGCAGAGGACAGCCUCCUGGCCGCCGAUGAGGCCGCCGCCAAGGCUGAAGCCGAUGUAGCUUCUCUGAACAGACGCAUCCAGCUGGUUGAGGAAGAGUUGGAUCGCGCCCAGGAGCGUCUGGCAACAGCUCUGCAGAAGCUGGAGGAGGCCGAGAAGGCAGCAGAUGAGAGUGAGAGAGGCAUGAAAGUCAUUGAAAGCCGAGCCCAAAAGGAUGAGGAGAAAAUGGAAAUUCAGGAGAUCCAACUGAAAGAGGCCAAGCACAUCGCUGAGGAUGCCGACCGCAAGUAUGAAGAGGUGGCCCGUAAGCUGGUCAUCAUUGAGAGUGACCUGGAGCGUGCAGAGGAGCGGGCUGAGCUCUCAGAAGGCCAAGUUCGACAGCUGGAAGAACAAUUAAGAAUAAUGGAUCAGACCUUGAAAGCAUUAAUGGCUGCAGAGGAUAAGUACUCGCAGAAGGAAGACAAGUACGAGGAGGAGAUCAAGGUCCUCUCUGACAAGCUGAAGGAGGCUGAGACGCGGGCCGAGUUUGCGGAGAGGUCAGUAACUAAAUUGGAGAAAAGCAUUGAUGACUUAGAAGAUCAACUCUACCAGCAACUUGAGCAAAACCGUCGCCUAACUAACCAACUAAAGCUGGCCCUGAAUGAGGAUUAAACUUAAGUGGGAAAGAACCUGGGCUGAAUUCUAGGAAUGCAGCCCAUGGGCAGGAAACCUAAGACUGUCAAACCUUCCACAAUAGGGUUGAAAAUGAUUGCUUUCUGCAGAAUUGAACAUGAAUCAGUUGAAAGGCUGGCCUUGCCUGCAUUUUCCUCUGAUAUCUGGAAUAAUGAAGUUCUCUUUAAUCCCCAAACCACUUUUAUGGUAAAAUUACAUCUGUGUCUGUGGAUCAACGUUUGUAAUCAGUUCAGCACUCGUCUUUGCAGUAGCAGGUCCUCUUGUUUGAACUGACACAUGAUGAGGACCAAAAAAAUGUUUUCUAUUUCCUACAGAGAACUGAGUCCUGCUUUAAGUUAGAAAGCCAGAGCAGAGGGGUGUGUAUGUGUAUAAGUAUAUAUAUAUAUUAUAUAUAGGAUGUGAUAUAUAUAAUAUAUAUUCCUAUUACAUAUUCAUAUUUCUAAGUUCUAAGUAUCUGGUAUAGUGUUUGAAAUAUGAUUAAAUGUACCUAUGCUUGGGCAGAAUAGCUUUUGAAAACAGGAGCUCAUGUCAGAAGUCCCUGAUUGUCUGAAAGGUAUGCUUUUAUUCAGUUUAAGAGUGGUGUUGGAAUCUGGUGAGAAUGUCAUGCUGGUAAUACAUAGAACACUGUGAGAAUAAUAAGAGAAUGUCCUACCAGAGUGUGCAUGAAACGUGUUGGUGAUUUCUUUUUAAUGAGCAACAGAAAUAAAUCAGAAAGCCUAUUUACGUCAUGAUGGUUUUCUGUGAGAUUGUGUUACCACGCAGCUCUCAGACCUUAACUGCCUGUAGCUCAGAAACGUCUGCUGUUAACUUCAGUGCUGCGAGCACCCCUCCCUGUUCCCACGGCGCAGGACUCGUGAACCUUCACCAACCCCGCCAGCAUUUUGUGCUCCGUGGAUUGUUGGUGGAGGUUGACUUGGCCACUCUGAGAACCUGCUGUGCCUGUAGUUCCUUCGGGUCCAAGACAGUGUCCCCUUCGUAGGUCCUUGUCUGGAAAUGAAUCAUGUCUUAGGAGCAUGCCUGGUCCUAAUCAUCUCAUCCUGUGUUUGUGAUUGAUGUUUGCCUGCCUAAAUGUACAAACCACCACUGUGUCCAAAGCGCAGCUAUUCAUGACUUAAUUUUCUAAUCCCA